UUUCUAUAAAUAAUCAGCCCUGUAGAGCUGCAUCACUGUGCAGAAUUUAGAGAUUGGAUAAUGGCGCGGAAGCAGAAGGGGGAGGUGAAGCGGGGAACGCCGGCGGCGAAGGGCACGGUGACGGUGAUGAUAGCCGAGGAGCAACAGCGGUUCGCGGUACCGCUGGAGUACCUGAGCCACCCUCUGUUCGCGGAGCUCCUGGAGGAGGCCGCGGCGGAGUACGGCUUCAGCCACUCCGGCGCCAUCGCCAUCCCCUGCGCGGUCGAUCACUUCCGCCGCGUCCUCCACAACAUCGAGCGAGACCUCCGCCGCCGCCGCCGCCGCCGCCACCCGAACUUCACUCUGCCCAUCACGAAAUAACUGCACGCGCCGCCUCGUAGAACUUCAACGACGGAGCGGAGCCGGCGACUGUUUUUUUUUAAAAAAAAAUAUUGUCGGCCUGUUUAGCGUUUACUUCGAAUCUUCUCUAGUUCUUCCAUUUCCUUUCAGUAAAUUCUACUUCCUCGAUU
Molecule: messenger RNA, 509 nt
Organism: Zingiber officinale
Lineage: Eukaryota; Viridiplantae; Streptophyta; Magnoliopsida; Zingiberales; Zingiberaceae
Product: auxin-responsive protein SAUR32-like
Exons: 1
Coding region: 61-360 (99 amino acids)
Biological process (GO): response to auxin
Source: RefSeq, a predicted model, not a curated record